AUGGCCGCUUCUUCACCACUUACCUUGCUCUCCCCAUCUGUACAGAAUACGAAGCAGAAGAGUCCCUUACGAAUCGACCAGCAUAACAUCUCCGAAAGUGAACAUCACGAAGUCAAGUCUAGUAAGAAAUGCCUAUACACGAUGUCAACAUAUGUACACAGAGACUCAUCCGAGGACGAUGAUUUCCACAAUACACCAUCCAGAGUGUCAAUUUCACCCUGUAAAGGUACCACCAAAGGAGCUCCAAGCGAUGGAACUCCGAGUCCGAUAAAAUUGGCAUCGCCAACCAAAACAGACAUAGCGCUUGACAGCACUGAAUGUGCAAAUUCUCCGUUUCCUGAAUCCACGCUUCGUGUCGAUGAAGGAUUAAUUCGAGAAUGUGAGGCGCCGACAAAGGGCGGUACAGAGCCGGACGACACUACAAUGCGUCGAAACAUUGAAGACGAGGGAAUGAGCACCAUCAUGCAUGACAAGGAAGGGGCCAAUCAACAGGAGUCAGGCGAGGAGGAGGCAGAUAUCACCCUCAGCAUAGAUGAUACCGCAAACGACAUCAGCGCCUUCUCUGCUAUCCCGGAAGCCGACCUUACGCGCUUCGCUGCAUUACACAAUUCCACGGCGUCACCCAUAAGACCCAUGGUCGAAGGCUGGAGUCCAAGCAAACAACUGCGCAAUCCCGCCCUGGGUACACCAGCAACCGUCAAGCGACCUCUACGACUUUCAACCCAUUCUCAAAGCGACAACGGCUUCGAUAAUGAUGCCACUCCUCGCCGUCCAUACAGUGCCUCCUCUUCCGAAGACCUCCUUAACUUUACAGGCCAAUCCAGCAUCAUUAUUCCACCUCCUCGGUCCAGCUCCCGUCCCAGCACGCGUCGGUCUCCCUCUGGCCGAGGGGGCUUCCCCAUCAAGAUCAAUCCCUCCCCAGCUCACCGCUCUCAAGCUUCUGUCGAUCGAGAGAGAAGUCGAGGAGUCAUCUCUCCUGUUAGACAGAUCCCUUCCCCUCCAACUUCUACCACACCAUACGCAGACCGAAGAAACCACCUUCUGGACUUUGAUCUCGAGCCACUUGCUACACCCCGCUCCGUCCCUUCCAUCACUCCUCGCGAACUAGAGAGUCUACGAUCGGACCUGUCUUCGCAAAUAUGCUCCCUCUCUGCAACCCUUAGUGGCAAAGAGGCAGAGGUGCUUGCCCUGAAACGUUCUAUUACAGAUGCGGAAGUGAGAGUCGGAAAUACAAGCGAAGAGUUGCGGAAUGAAAAGUUGCUCAGAGAAAGCUUGGAACAAGAAAAACAGGAUUGGGACCGGCGAGGUCGAGAGAUGGAGAGUGUGUUGCGAGAAAUCCGUCAAGAAAUUAUGGUCGGCGAACUCGAGCGGGACAAGUUGCGAAGGCAGACUGAGGAGGCGGAGAAGAGAACAGAGGAGAUGGAGGUAAGGGUUGUCGAAUUACAGACAAGGCUAGAGAGCGCAAAUCGGCGGAAAACGCUUUCACCAACGAGCAGCCCAAGAAAGAAGACGGAUGAAUUGCUGGGAGAGCCGGCAACACCGUUGGUGAAUGGAAAUGGUGUCAAUGGUAUGGACAUGAACGAAGCGGUCCGAGAAGCAACAGAGAGGGUAGCCAGAGAUCUCCACGCACUCUACAAGAGUAAACACGAAACCAAAGUCGCAGCGCUUAAAAAGUCCUAUGAGGCCAGAUGGGAGAAGAAAGUCCGACAUCUGGAGGAUGAACUCAAAUCGACCAACACCGAGAUCUUGAAUUUAAAGACAGAGAGAGAUGCAACCAUGUCCGGACCCCUUGCAUCUUCAAUGGCGGUAGAUCAGCAGCUGCAAGAACAGACUCGCAGAUCUGAAGAUCUCCUGAGGGAGAAGGAGCAGAUGGAAGCGAAUGCGAAAGUCCUACAAGCCCAGAUCGAGGGUCUUGAAGCAGAAGUCCAGUCAGUAAAACAGCUUACCGACAACCUGAGAGAAGAGUUAGAAAAGGAACGAGCAGAAAAAGGCGAGCUGGUCGCCCAAGUGGAUUUAUUUCUAGCCCUAGGAGACGACCAAUCCGCCGCCAUUACUACUCCCCAACACAACGGCAUGGUUGGACUUAAAGGAGAGGCCAAACUCCGAUCCGUCAGCAGCGAUAGCAUUGCCUCAUCGGCCGCUUCAUACUCAGCCGCAAGACACAGCGUAGAAUGUCACCAAACUCAGCAGGCUACCCACCAUCAUCAACAGCCACCACAGCAGCAAAGCCCAGCAAAGCCACAUUCCGCUGUCAACGGCCGUGCAGCAGCAGGGGCCGGAGGGACCGGCGGUCGGCCCAGGCCAAUGAGCAUGCUCCAGCCACCAGGAAAGUUCUCCGGUAUACCUGGUCCUGGUGGGGUCAGAGGUUCCGGGAAGGCUUUGCCGGCUAGGACUGCUGGCGUCGGUGGAGGAGGUAUCAUGGAGGGGAUUGCUAAGAUGGGCGCGGGCGCUGCGGGGAAGGGUUACUGA
This is a messenger RNA of Endocarpon pusillum Z07020, 2469 nucleotides long. RefSeq lists its product as uncharacterized. The coding region runs from base 1 to 2469 and encodes 822 amino acids. The record is from RefSeq and is a predicted model, not a curated record. The transcript has a single exon. NCBI's taxonomy places the organism in Eukaryota, Fungi, Ascomycota, Eurotiomycetes, Verrucariales, Verrucariaceae.